GCUCCCUACAGCUCGCUCACGCGAGACUUGGGCUAGGCGGGGGGCGGGAAGGGAGAGGAGACACAACAAACAUGGCGGUCGCAGCUGCGACGCUGGUGAACGCUGAGGCGGUGGCGGCGAAGAAGAAGAUUGUGGAGAUUUCUUGGUGCAGUUGUCAGGAGAUAUAACACAUUUUCAACAUAGAAGAAAGGAAGAAAGAAAGAAAGAAAGAAAGAAAGAAAGAAAGAAAGAAAGAAAGAAAGAAAGAAAGAAAGAAAGAAAGAGCACCAAGAUGGGUGAAAAGAAACCAGAGCCUUUGGAUUUUGUGAAAGAUUUCCAGGAAUACUUGACACAGCAGACGCAUCAUGUGAACAUGAUCUCGGGAUCAGUUAGUGGGGACAAAGAAGCAGAGACUCUUCAGGGAGCUGGAGCAGAUGGUGAUCAAAAUGGACUUGAUCAUCCAUCUGUUGAAGUUUCCCUGGAUGAAAACUCAGGAAUGUUAGUAGACGGGUUUGAAAGGACCUUUGAUGGGAAGCUCAAGUGUCGGUACUGCAACUAUGCUAGCAAAGGAACGGCCCGGCUCAUUGAGCAUAUCAGGAUCCACACAGGUGAGAAACCUCACAGAUGUCAUUUGUGUCCAUUUGCAUCUGCUUAUGAGCGCCAUCUGGAAGCCCACAUGCGUUCUCAUACUGGGGAAAAACCAUACAAAUGUGAGUUGUGUUCCUUCCGCUGCAGUGACCGAAGUAACCUGUCCCACCAUCGAAGGCGCAAACAUAAAAUGGUACCAAUUAAAGGUACCAGGUCUUCCUUAAGCAGUAAGAAAAUGUGGGGGGUUUUACAAAAGAAAACAAGCAAUCUGGGGUAUAGCAGAAGAGCACUAAUCAACUUAAGUCCACCUUCUAUGGUGGUCCAGAAACCAGACUACCUUAAUGAUUUUACCCAUGAGAUCCCAAAUAUUCAGACUGACGCCUAUGAAACUUUGGCAAAAACUACACCAACUGGUGGUCUGCCAAGGGACCCCCAAGAACUCAUGGUUGACAACCCUUUGAAUCAGCUUUCUACUUUAGCAGGACAGUUGUCCAGCUUGCCACCAGAAAACCAAAACCCUGCCUCCCCUGAUGUAGUUCCCUGCCCUGAUGAAAAGCCUUUCAUGAUUCAGCAGCCCUCUGCCCAAGCAGUAGUCUCUGCGGUGUCAGCAAGUAUUCCUCAGAGCUCCUCCCCCACAAGCCCAGAACCUCGGCCAUCGCAUAGUCAGAGGAACUACAGCCCAGUGGCAGGGCCAAGCAGUGAACCAAGUGCCCACACCAGUACCCCCAGCAUAGGAAACAGCCAGCCAAGCACUCCAGCUCCAACCCUGCCGGUCCAGGAUCCUCAACUUCUACACCACUGCCAGCACUGUGAUAUGUACUUUGCAGAUAAUAUCCUUUACACUAUUCACAUGGGAUGCCAUGGUUAUGAAAAUCCUUUUCAGUGUAAUAUAUGUGGAUGCAAAUGUAAAAACAAGUAUGAUUUUGCCUGUCAUUUUGCAAGAGGGCAACAUAACCAGCACUGAACACAAUCAAUAUCGUUCUCACUUGGUUUGGCCUUUUGGGGGUUUUGUAGUUUGGUCUUUAGUUUUGAUCAUCCCUAAUAAGGUAUCUGCUAAUUUAAAAUUUAUACAUUUUAUUCAUAAAAUAGUAAUUUGAUAGUGAAAGGGGUUUUGUUAACUUUUCAUAAAGUCUGGUCAGGGUUAUUUAUGCAUUAGAUGGGAGCAUUGAUAUCUUUUUCAUUUAGACAUGUAAGAGUUGAAGUACAGCUGGGAUCUUACAGGUGUUCAGUUUCCCACACUUGUCCAUGAGGACUCCCAGGGUUAUCUGUACUCUUGAUAUAUAUAUAGAUACUUCACACAUAUAUUACAGCUAAAUAUUCUUUCUGCAAUAUUUCAAGAUGUCACAAUAAACUUCUUAUAAAACCUUCACAACAUUUCAGUGUUUGUAGAGAAACUGCCUUUAGAUUUGCUCUUAAUUAAAAUGCUAUUUUCAUUCACUUAAGUUGAAUUAGUUUCAUUUCAUCCAAAAACAGUACAGUUAUUUCAGUGUAAUAAAUUUUUUUCUUUGAGGGGAAAUAUAAACCAAUUCUUUUCAAAUUUAAAUUAUAAAAAUGAAAGUCCUGGAAGUUGAAAUUUGGGGAUAAAUUGAAAAUUGUGUUUGCUAUUGGAGAUAUCUUUCAUUUAAUACCUAGUUUAAACAUGUUAGCUUUUGAUUGUUUUUAUAUGUGUAUAUAUAUUUCUAAUUUUAAAGCCACAGGUAAAUAUGCCAGAGUGUUACAUGCCUUUUUCAGCCUGAAUCUUUCAUUUAAAUUCUGCAUUCAGCUGUUAUUGGUGUCAGGUAAGACUGACAACCACACUGAUAAUCUUAUUCUUCCUAGUCUUUGAUGACCAAAGAGGAAGUGGGGUUCAUCUAUCUUAUUAAGAUGCUUCAAAACAAUCUCCAAAGUUUCCUUUUCUGCCUUCUGCCAAUAAUUUCAUAGAAAGGUGGGUAGAAAAACCCAGAAAAAUGUGCUAAUGAGGAAAUAGCUAUGAAAAUGAGAACAUGUCCAAACAGAUCUGACUUUCCUCUGCAGAGCAGGCCAUGGAAGGUACUUCCUGUGCGUCUUCAUGGACAGAGACACUGGGAUAGUGUCACCACAGUGGGAAAGGUAGAGAGUGAAAGUCAAUACAAAGCACAUUUAAAUGUGACAUUUAACUUGUUUAUAAUUAGAGGUUCAUUUUACAUAGGAAGCUGUUAUUUUUGUAUUGUGUAAUAAGCUUACCCCGAAGAGAGCCUGGCAAACAAUAAAACAUUGUCACUUACUCUUGGUUUCUGUGUACUUUGCAAAAUUUUCAUUUUUAAUUUGGUUAAUAUCUUAAAAAUAUUUCUAAUUGGCUUCUUAAAGAAAUAUCCUGUCAAGCAUUUAUUAACCAAGAAAUGGCCUCUUACAGUAAAUAAGAGGGAAAUAUUGAUGGUGUCUACCCAUUAAGCCCCAAGUGCCCUGUUUAUGGAUGUGCCCUCCUUCCCAGUGCUCGAAAGCCAUUCAGAGGGUGCCUGUGCUUGCACAACCAGUGUUGGCUCAUCCCAACUGCACUGUUAAAGCACAGCACAAAGACACUUUCUCUUGUGACUCUUUCUAGUGAUUUUUGUCUGUUGCUUACUCACUGGUUAGAUUAAUUUUAGUACAACACUUUCUAAAUACAUAACUCGUGUAGUGCUUAUCAGUUGCCAGAAGGAAACAGGUUGUUGUUUGGAAAUUUUGCUAUUUUUGAAGUUUGAUUCAACUAAAAGCAAUACCCCCAAAUAGAGAGUGAAAACUUCCCUAAAGAGGAAGAAGCCCAGUGUGGUGCUGCACACCUGUAGGCCCAGCUGUGUACAAUCUUCCAGGCAGGAAGAUUGUUAGACACAGGAGUUCCCUGCCAGGCUGGGCAUCACUGCAGGUCUCAAAAUCCAGACAACCUGAAAGAGCUCACCUUAAAGCCAGCUUUAUCAUCUUUACAUUCUGGGCCAAACAGUGACAUGUGCAUUUUGUUUUCCUAACAACUAAAGAUGAAUGUUUUGAAAGUACAUUUCACUUUAAAUAUGGAAAAAACUUUUCAUAAGUACAAGCUAGAAGGGAAAAUCCUAAUUUUCUAAUACCAUAAAGAGCACAGUUGGUCUUCCAAAGGUGAUGCGUAAAGCUACAAAUAAAUGCACUAAAAUUUUGAAGCAAAUCUACCUUAGAAACUUUUUUGAAAUUGUACUUUUAAAGAUUUAGGAUUUUGCUUAAAUAUUCUGAGUUAAAUUCUGUAUUAGGAAAGAUGUUAGAUUCUUUCCUUAAAUACUAAAUAUGUUCCUCAUUUUAUUUUUAACCAAAUGUUUUAUAGAGAUGAGUUGAGAAAAGUUUAACAUGCACUAUUUAUAGUACUUUGCCAUUAACAGGCAAUGUUCUGAAACUAAAUUUAUUUUUGUUCAGUGAACAUAAGUUUAGAUUUUUAAAGUUGGUAAUUUAUCUCCACUAAUAUUUUUUUAAGAAACUGUGAAGAGAUUAAUGGAAUAAUUUUAUUUCAGAUUUUACUAAUGUAGUAUGUAGCUACAACUUCUUGACAUUCAAGUGAAGACUAGACUUUUAUUUUGAAAAUUUUCCAUUGGGUAGUUCCAGUGCUGUUUCAUUUUAGAAAUGUGUUUGCCAUUCAUCUGCAGAAUUGUUUGACAAAGGGAAUAUACUUAAACUGAAAAACAAAAAAUCAACAGAGGUAACUCUCUUUUAAAUUUGCAAAAAUACUUAUCAAAUGAAGAAUUAUUAGAAAAUUUAAAGUUCCCUGCUAAAGAUGUUUUCAUUAGUCUUAGGGGGUAGGUAUAUGCUUUCUAGAACUUGUUUUUGUUGAUGCCUGGAUGUAUGGGACAUGUUAUCUAUAUGAGGUGUAAAUCUUGCAUUAUAGUUGUAAGGUACAUUAUAUUAUUUAGGGAUCAAGGAAGCAGUUUAAUGUUGAAGUAACUAUCUAGUACAUAGUUCCUAUUGUGAAUAAUGCUUUGCUUUUGUAAUAUAUGAAUAAAAAAUAACACUUUUUAAUGACUUUGUUUUUUAAAACUAGAAUAAAAUGGAUUUUUUUUUUUAGUAAUUUGUGAUACAUGAAAUAUUAAUAAAGGAUUUUAUGGCUGGCAA
Messenger RNA from Microtus ochrogaster (prairie vole), 4632 nucleotides. It is a transcript of the gene Ikzf5, whose product is annotated as IKAROS family zinc finger 5. The record is from RefSeq and is a predicted model, not a curated record. Gene Ontology annotation, biological process: regulation of transcription by RNA polymerase II. Gene Ontology annotation, molecular function: DNA-binding transcription factor activity; RNA polymerase II cis-regulatory region sequence-specific DNA binding. NCBI's taxonomy places the organism in Eukaryota, Metazoa, Chordata, Mammalia, Rodentia, Cricetidae.